AUGUUCCGACCGGCCGCCACGACAGUAUUGCGCUCCGCGGCACAAUCCUCGUUUGCACCAGCGCGGACGACAGCUGGGAAACGGUUUGCUAGCACAUCGCGUGUCAAUGCACGACGGAGUUGGAAGAGCAGUGCUCUAAGAUGGGGUGUUGCCAUUGCCGGCAUUUACUACUACAACACCAGUCCUGUCUUUGCGGAGCAACCGCAGCACAACCUACUGAAUCCCAACCUCGAAGCCCUCGAUGACUCCGUCGAAACCACCUCUUUGGAAGAACUGACUUCGCGCCGGGCGCGACAAGCAGAAAGAAACACCUCGGUGCUGAAAUCGGCUGCGGAAACAGUAUCCUCUGAGAACGCUUCUACCUCAGUAUCUGCCCAGCAAGAGUCACAUGAACAUGCUGCAUCUCCUCAAGAGCUCGAAGAAGAGGCGGCCAGUGAAGGCGCCUUCAACCCAGAAACCGGCGAAAUAAAUUGGGACUGCCCUUGUCUUGGUGGAAUGGCCCAUGGGCCCUGUGGGACGGAGUUCAGGGAGGCAUUCUCGUGUUUCGUGUUCUCCAAUGAGGAGCCCAAGGGCAUGGACUGUAUCGAUAAAUUCCAGGGCAUGCAACAAUGUUUCCAACGACAUCCGGAAGUUUACAAGGGCGAGUUGGAGGACGACGCGGAGCUUGACGCCGAAUUGGAGGCAGAGAGACAGGAGCUAGUCGGUCAGAUUGCAGAGAGAAAAGCGGCAGACCAGCAACAAUCAGCACCGCAGCACAGAUUAUUAGAGGAACCAGAGCCAGCCACGUCUCGACCCUCGAAAUCGUCCAAGAAACCAGCUCCGAAGUCAGAAGAAAAGCCCGCAAGACCUCAAGAAAAGCAGGUUCAGGGCAAGACCGAAACUCAGCAUGUCGCGAGUAGCAAGCCGCCCCAGGAAGAAGCAAAAGUAAAGGUGCACGAUGAUGAGACGUUGUCGCCCGAGCGAGAGAACAUAACUGAGGGCCAGAAAUCGAAACCUAUCUCAGAACCCCAGGACAAAUCCGUGGACAAAGCUGCCACUCCGACAACGGAAGUCCUCCCAGCAGCGGCUCAUGACGCCCGUGGACAGACUGGAGUGGUCAAUCGUGACACCGAAGACAAAACACUCUAA
Messenger RNA from Exophiala viscosa, 1128 nucleotides. RefSeq names its product chromosome transmission fidelity protein 18. Gene Ontology annotation, molecular function: protein-disulfide reductase activity. Gene Ontology annotation, cellular component: mitochondrial intermembrane space. NCBI's taxonomy places the organism in Eukaryota, Fungi, Ascomycota, Eurotiomycetes, Chaetothyriales, Herpotrichiellaceae. Gene Ontology annotation, biological process: protein import into mitochondrial intermembrane space. The record is from RefSeq and is a predicted model, not a curated record. The transcript has 2 exons. The coding region runs from base 1 to 1128 and encodes 375 amino acids.